Molecule: messenger RNA, 1629 nt
Organism: Ostrea edulis (European flat oyster)
Lineage: Eukaryota; Metazoa; Mollusca; Bivalvia; Ostreida; Ostreidae
Product: palmitoyltransferase ZDHHC22-like
Exons: 2
Coding region: 407-1453 (348 amino acids)
Biological process (GO): peptidyl-L-cysteine S-palmitoylation; protein targeting to membrane
Cellular component (GO): Golgi apparatus; endoplasmic reticulum
Molecular function (GO): protein-cysteine S-palmitoyltransferase activity
Source: RefSeq, a predicted model, not a curated record
AAAGCUGCAUUGUAAAAUUGUUCUCCAAAGAAAAACAAAUAUCGAGUUUGAACAUAUUGUUUAACAUACUGACAACUUUCAUAAACAAAAGUGAAUAGUGUUACCGUCAGUUGUACAACUGCAAUGGCCUCCGACCCCCGAUGACCAGCGGGAACUCGUUACCUGGCAGGUAGAUCAAUAAACAGCCACGGAUUGCCUAUUUGUUAAUUUUUAAAAGGAAUUCAUACUUGGUAUUACUUCAUUGCUACGGUCGGACAACCACUGUUUAUUGUGACAAGACUUGACCCGUCCGUGAUAUUGGGAAAUCUAGCAGGUCAAUUGAAAAUCAAUGGACAUUCAGACAAAUUAGAUUGACAUUUAUAUUUAAUAUACCUUUGGAUAUUAGACACAACUGAGCUUUCUUAAUAUGGCGGUAUCCAGGAGUGUGAAGGUGGAUGUCCCAACGACCACCGAGGGCGAGGAAGAACCCAAAACGCUGAUGGAAAAAUGGCGCAAACACUACGAAGAAAAGAAAAAGACGGGCUACCAUUCCAAGAGGUCUAUGUACUUGUGUUGGGCGUUGUGGGUAUUCGAGACACCCACCCAGCUGUACAUGGCUUACUACUACAUUAUCCCCUACCUGUUGUACGACUUCACGGACUGGACGCAGUACUACGUCAAAGUCAUCUACACAAUCUGUGCCAUACAGACACUCGGAAACCUCGUGUGUACCACGGUCUACAGUUCUAAAUACCUAAAAACCCGAGACAGACCAGAGGCCCAAGGAAUCAGAGAACGCUGGGAGAAUCCUCCGGAUCAGUUCCUACCACUGAAUGGUAUUCCGAACGGACAUAUGCCGGACGAUGGCGGGCUUCCGUGGUCGUACUGUGACAAGUGUGACGUAAUGAAGCCACCACGUGCGCACCACUGCAAGAAUUGUCAGGCUUGCAUUUUAAAGAGAGACCACCACUGUUUCGUUGUGGGGAGAUGUAUAGGGCAUUAUAACCAGCGUUACUUCGUGGUGCUGACGUUCUACGCCACCAUCGUUGGAAUGGCGGGCGUUAUAUCGACGUUUUUCUAUCUUCGUAUGUCCUAUUGGUCGGGCUCAGUCUGGUCAGAUUUCGUUUUACCGGUUACUAUAUAUAGAGGACUGUUUGGCACGAUGAAGUGUCACAUCACUAUCAUGAUUACACACAUGUAUACAGCGGGAUUUAUUGGGGUGCUGGGGUUUUUCUAUUUCUCCUCCCAAAUAACUAUAGUCUCUAAAGGCGUCACUUUGUACGAGCUGGCCAAACGUGUUCCUAUCAAAAACAAAAACUCUAUGAAUGCUAAUUUUGUCACUGUAUUUGGAAACUUCUGGUUUCUGAACUUCAUCUUUCCUAUGACGGUUCUGUUUCCUCUGAAAGAUGACGGUACACGAUGGAAAGGAAUUAAAUUCGAUCAUAAUGGAAAUUACAGCAGAGAUUCUGACUGAGAGUGUUUACCUGUAAUACCAAAUCACGUGUUCAUCAAGGAUUCUCCAGGAGUGUCCCGGCUGUUCUAGAACAAGACCGUCUCCACUGACACAGGGCCACACGAUCGCUACUUACCAGAAUCUAUUUUUGUACUGUAAAAUUAAUAAAUCUUACAAAAUAAAAACUAAAAUUUUAA